Messenger RNA from Protopterus annectens (West African lungfish), 1355 nucleotides. It is a transcript of the gene SNX15, whose product is annotated as sorting nexin 15. The coding region runs from base 129 to 1355 and encodes 408 amino acids. Gene Ontology annotation, molecular function: phosphatidylinositol binding. Lineage: Eukaryota; Metazoa; Chordata; Ceratodontiformes; Protopteridae. The record is from RefSeq and is a predicted model, not a curated record. The transcript is spliced from 7 exons.
UGCGCAGUAAUGCAGCCGGAAGUGGAACUGCGAAGAAGAAUAACAGAUGAGCUGAGCAGGCUAGGAAGUAAUGGGUGAAGAGAGCUGUUAAACUGCGCCCUGUGGAGAAUCCGAAGAGUAUUACAAAUAUGUCUAGAAGAGCGAAGGAAGAGUAUAACCGGUUCUACACAGUCACAGAUCAUAGGACGCAUGAGAAAGGCUACACAGAGUACAAAGUCACUGCGAAGAUUGUUUCAAAGAAGAAUCCAGAUGAAUGCAAGCAGAUUGUUGUUUGGAAGCGAUAUAGUGACUUCAAGAAACUUCACAACGAUUUGUCGUAUAUCCAUAGAAAUCUUUUCAGAGGAACAGAAGAAUUUCCACCUUUUCCAAAAGCCCAGGUUUUUGGUCGCUUUGAUGCUGCUGUCAUUGAAGAACGAAGGAGUAGUGCAGAGAACCUGCUAAAGUUUACUGUAAACAUUCCUGCCUUGUCCAAUAGCCCACAGCUGAAAGAGUUCUUCAAGGGUGCUGAUUCUCAAAAAUCCUCUGCAUCAGGCUCAUCUGAUGUACAGACAUUGCCACCACCGUUGGUACCUGUUCCUAUGAAUGCCAGUAAAAAAGAUGAACAACAUGACAACCUUCAACCCUUUGAAUAUUCAGAGCACUUACCAACACUGGAAGGGUGUGAAGAGCUGUAUGAUGAGGAGCCUGAAACAGCAGUGUCAGCACUUGAUGACUUUCUAGAUGAGUUUAUGUCAGACAACUCUUGUGAAAAGGAGGAAGAAGAGAUGAAGAACCCUGAAGGUACAGAUGCUAUUCUUUCAAAUAGCUGUGUGGCUGAAAAUAACCCCACGGUCGCUUGCCAUGUUGCAGAAGCAGAAAGGGAUGACAAGUUGGCUCGAUUUGAUCCGUGGACUGUAUCUGGUAAUAACACUUUUGACAAAAAGUUUGAAGAUUUGAAAAGACUUAGAAUCAAGGAGACUUCUUUGUUUUAUGACAUACGUUUGUUGGAAAAAUAUGUUGAACUGUCCAUUACACCUAGAGGGCUAAGGAUUGAUAAACUUCCUGCUUUCAAGUUUUCAGAGGACAAAAGUGAUUAUUUGGAAGAAUGGAAGGCGGUAUCGUUACAGUGUACUCUCAGCUGGAUAAAGAUCCUGAUUAAACGUAACCGGAGAAGCUUAGGGUUAAUCCAAGCACAGAUUGCGGAAGGUGAGGCCAGUUUAUCCAAUGAAUACCCUAAUACAGCAUUCAUUACGGCCAUAAAAGACAUUAAUGAUGAAGUUUCUAAAGUCGAAUGCAAUGUCAUUGUGAGGAAAAAGAAAAAACUCAACAGGGAUGUCAGCGAUUUUAAAGAAUUUGGUCUACUCCUGGCAGCGUAA